GAAAGAGGGAUGUAAUAUACAUGCAAAUAUUACGGCAGCAUUCUCAUCUCAUAGAGGAAACCAUCUGUGUGCAGUAUACAAGAAAAGAAUGACAUUUAUGCUGCUAAGAAGGAAGUUACACUCAUGGAUACUGUAUGGCACCAUAAGAUACAUUAACCACAACAUUCGCAAGAGCAAAACAGGACACUGAACUGUAAGCAAGAAGAAAGGGUGUGCUUCACACUGGAGUACACAGAGCUUCCAAAAGCAUUCUUUAAGAAUGCAAGGUCUUUUGGAGCAUGGGUCAAAAACCACAGAUUGGUGUGACUUAUCAAGGAUAUCAUUUGUAUCUGAAAGCGAUCCGUUCCUAACAAAGGGUUAUUGACACUGCACUGCCUUAAAUGUCUUAAGUCAUGCAUGCAGACUAUAUGAAAAAGGGUCUUGAGGCUACAUUAAAUGACCCUAAAAAGAGAUACCCAGAUAAAGUUAAUGCACUGCUAUCAGCAUGGGAGCAUGUAACUGCAUUCAUAGCGACAUCAGCUCAUGAGGCUUCAGAAACUUUGAUUGAUUGGGUUCACCGGCAUACACUGUACCUAGUAUUACAAGGAGAAUGGCCAAAGUUGUCACCGGCAACUAAAACACAUUUAAGUGUUACUCUGCAACGUUGUGCCAGCCUGCUUUCAAACCACAAUGCAGCUCCUAGAUGUAGGACACUGAUUGGGCUAGUUAAUGAUCCCUGGGGUCAUCCUAUUCUACAUCGGAUAUUGAAUGGUGCAUCGGAUGUCGAUGAUUCUGAAGUUUUAGAAUUGUGUCAGACUGAGAAAGGAAUUCUUCUUUCAAUGAGACUGGAAAUGUUGUGUGAGUCAAAAUGUGAAGACUUAGCCCUGAAGUUAGCAGAAGCAAUCCACAGAUGUCUUCGGUCAAGGGAUUCUUGCUUUCUGGAGGAAAGUUCAGAUGAGCAGUUCUUUUAUACCAUAGACAUGUACAUUGCACUCCUCUACAAAUUCAAGAGGAUACAUGACAUUAUCAAAGAGCUGAAACACUUUAACUUGAAAGAUGGACUGCUUUUGGUGAGGAGAUAUGCCUUAAAGGAUGGUAAACGUGCCCGUGUAUGGAAAUACAGUGCGAAGGUUGCGGAGCUUGCUGCACAGUACUUCUUGACGGUGGCCAUGGUGAAGCCAGUCAGUGAGACAGGAACGCUGCUGCAGGAUCUCAUGACUGAAUGGGCUCUUCUACACAGUGAUUUGCCUUCUGUGUCACAGACUUUGCCAAACAUGAUUCGUAAAUUGAUUCAACCAGCUGAGAGUGCUGUGCAUAUUUACCUAUUCUGCCAAGUGCUUGUGAAUCAGUUUGGAGAUGCACUGAAAUCUCUCUGCAUUGAAUUGUAUAUUAAGGGACUUACAACUGACAUGAAUGAGUUGGAACAGCAGAAGAUGAAAAAUGACAAAGAGAAAGUUCGGGAGGCAGAAGUGAGAUUAUCUGAUGGUUUCUUGAAGCUUGCUGACUUGGUUAAAGACAAUGUGGGGGUGUGCCGUGAGUGUGUCCUAACUGCAUUUUCCUUAAAUCCAACUCGAGUUUGUUAUGAACGUAUCAAAGAAAUGGCUGUUGCAAGUGGGAAGUGUCUUUGUCUUCCUGCUGAAGUGACUGCUGUAGAUGUAGGAGAUAAGAGGAGUGUUAGUGAGAGCAAAUUACAAAAUACAGGGACAGAGGAUAUGGACUUAAGUUUUCACUGCAUUGAUGGGGAAAAUCAGAACAGUCAUGUUGAGGUAGACACUGGCCAAGGGAUGGCCAUGAGGUUUGACCAUUCAAAUGAAGUUUUGUCAUCUCAUAGUUCCGAAGAUGAACAAAAUAUUUCGGACUUCCAUCUACAAAGGAAUAGAUGUAACCUCCAUCCUCCAUUUGACCCUAGUACUGGUGGUGCUCUUGGUGAACUUUGUCCUGAAUGUGGUGAAUUCACUGGAAUAGAAUCUUCUUCUGUGGACCCAUCUGGUGUAGAGAAGAAAGAACGUACACUUGAUGCAUUGAUCUUAAUCAAAGGAAAUACUGUGACAGAAUCUUUGAAUUAUGAUGUGCUGUCUGCCCCGAACCAAGUGCUGGAUGCAGAGACACUAGGAUUGACUCCACAGCUUUGUGAUGAUUUGGCGGUUGUACUUAGUAGUCCUCGUUAUCAGAUGCUUAGUUGGGUUUUAGACUGGGCGGAACUUAGUAUAAUGUGUGAGAAAUAUUUGGAGAACUGUGAGGAAAUGAGAAAUACUACCAAGGAGUUGAAAUUCUUGAAUAUUGAUUACAAUCAGUUUAAGGAUUGGCCAAGUGGUGAAGAUGAAAAGGAUGAGUAUUAUGGCAUUGAGAAAGGAUAUGAACAGUGGGCUGACCUUAGCAGUGAUACAUCGGAAGGUUAUUUUAACCGUUCAUACAAAAGACGUGCAAGGCGCAUGCAAGCGGAUUCUGACUCUGAUUCUUCUCUUGCACCCAGAUCUCGUACCAGAGGAAGGAAAGUGCACAGGUUGGAUUCUUCAGAUUCUGACUAUGACUCCAGUCAAAGGAAAGAAAAGAUUAAGCAUAAGAACUAUAGGCCACCAUCUCUGUCAGUAUCUGAUUCAGAUACUGGUACACAAGAUAGUGUGACUGAUGAUAGUCUUGGAAGUGAUGGCUUCAGAGUUGACAAGCCAAGAAAGGAGAAGAUUGGGAGAAAGGAAAAGACAUCAUCUGGUAAAAGAGUUGACCGGAAACAAUUGAAUGACAUCUCUCAUUUCCGAGUUAUGAUGAAUGAUGACCUAAACCAUGGUGACUUGACAAGUGAUCUGUCUAAUAGUGAUGUAAUGAAUAUAUUUGCACAGAUUGGUGAUAAUGGCAAAGAAGUUUCAAAUACACAGUUCCCUUCAGUACCUUCCAUCAACAAUAUUACGAAUCCAGAUAAACAUUCAAGUGAUCCUUCUGUUCUGAAGACAUUAAGAAUGUUCAGACCUCACAAUACAAAGAACAGUGCUCGAGAUCACUUAUCACAAAUUUUGCACAGCAGAAAUAAGGAAAGUCCAUCUGCAAGAGAAGGGCAUGGUGUAACAUAUGCUAAGUUUGCACCCAUGCUAAGUACUUUGAAUUUAAACCCACGUAUAGUUCUAACCAGGGCAGAUGUUUCACAUCAGGAUCUCAAAUCGAGCAGGGUGUUAGCUGAAGCAAAUAAUAGACCAGGAAAUCCUCUUUCCCAAAUUACUCCAGGUAUCCUGUCCAGAAAACCCAGCCAGAGUAAAAAUAUCCCUUAUGACGUUGAUGGAAAAAAUCGGAUUCCCUUAUCCCAUUCAUUGGUUGGAGAUGUGAAUAGACAUGAAUAUAUGAAAAGUGAUCUUUUAGUGAAGGCUGUUCCAGGAUUGAAUUCAUUGGACAUGAUUGUACCACCACCUUCAGAAGCCACAGUACAGGUUGUACAGUUGCCUAGAAAUCCACCAUCCACAAGUGACAACAGUCAGGGAAAUUCCUGCCACCCUCCGAAAGCAGCACAUUCACAAAAUGCUCACUCUUCAGGAAACUCUUCAGGUGGGACCUCAGGUCAAGAUCUGGAGUUGGGUCCAAAUGUGAGUAGCAUAUCUACCCAUUCUCAGCCUUCACAGUCAAGUACAACCACACCCAUUCAGAAUCCUCAAGGUCAGAUAGCUAUUUCAGCAGCAUCAGUACAAAGCCCUAGCAUAUCUAUGCUAGGGCAGGCAAAAUCAAAAUCAAACCAGCAGUCAGAAGUAAAGUACUUGACUACAACCAGUGAAGUGAAUGAGAUUCUGAGAAGUACACUUGGAGAAGGCAGUGUUCAGGUCCAGACAGGUUCACAGGUUCUAACAUGUACAAGUCUGGCUAAACAGAAGCAGAGUUUAAGACAAGAAGUAAAAUAUCUGACAUCACCCAGUGAAGUUACAGAGAUUCUCAGGAAUACUCUUAGUGAGGGAGGCCAGCAAGUUCCAGCAGCAUCAUCUGCUUCACUACAGCACACUUCAUCAGCUUUAGAGUUUGUUUCACAGGAUAAAACAAAGUUGAAUUCACUAUCAGAUAUUAGAUAUCUGACUUCAACCAGUGAAGUGAAUGAGAUUCUGCGAAACACUCCAGUUGUUCAAAAGCCAGUGACAUUAGAGACAAAUACUUGUUCAGGUCCCUCAUUACUUAAUCCUGCUCACCACACUAAUCAUUCUCAUCAUGUUAAUUCUGUAAGUCCAUUUCCAGUUGUAAAAGGAGUGGACUUAAAUGUAAUAGCAAGUAUUAUAUCUUCCAAGAAUUGUACUAAUUCAAUUCCUACAUUACCAGAUAAUCCUGCUGUGACAUCAGAUUCCCAGAUGCUUCAGUUAGUAUGCAAAAGUCCCAAGUUUCAGAUAAAACCUGUCAUCUGUACACAGGCAGGUCCUAGAAGCAUUCUUGCUGAUCAUGCUGAUGCAUCCACCAGUGCACCAUCAUCUUCAUUAUGCACUGAACACCAGCAGCAGCAGCAGCAGGCACAACUGCAACAGCAAAAUCAACGCCUCAUUCAGCAGCAACAGUCACAGCAACAGCAACAGCAGCAACAACAACAAGUAUCUACCCAUUCCGUAUAUGAAGAGGAUUUUGCAGGAUUUCCUGCAUCUGUGGAUUCACCAAGCAGAGAUAAAAGUGCACCUAACAGAGGACUGAAACAAGGUUCAACUCAGACUGCUACUUUACCCAAGUUCCAACAAGCUUUUGGGAAAACAAUAUACAACAAUCAGGCCAGUACUACUGUAGAUGGAGGAUCCCAGAGCAGUACUGUCAGGAGAAGUGAAGAUGAAGACAAUCCACCACGUAGCACAGUUUCCCAAGAGACUGUAGCACAAGCAUCUGCUGUUCCAAGCACAGUACUUUCCAAAGCUGUUCAGACAACGAAUAUGAGUAACAUAGUCUCUCAUCCUCCUGUAACAGUGGGUCCUCAGAAUGAAUCUUCCAGCACUGCAGAUGUUGCAAUACCUUCUACGCUUCACCUUACUAGCACAGGAUCUGUGUUCAGCAUUUUGCAAGGAUCUCCUAGAAUUGCUGUGUCUGCAGCACUUAGGGCGGGAAUGACUGUGCAAGCUAUACAGACUUCAUCAGGUGUUAUAUACAUGCAUCCUGAUACAACCACUUUAGUCAAAUCUAGUGCUGGAACAGCUCUUGCCAGCACCAUUUCUGCCAGGAGAACUUCAGAUAUCAAAACCUCUCAGUCAUCUGAAAGCGUUCAGCAGGUACAGUUGCCUGAUGGGCUGCCAAGUUCUGUGGCUGUUGCUAUAACUACACCUUCUUCUCCAGUAUUGACCAAAGAUGCAAUGAAGAGGAACAGAAUGCUGGCAACAGCUCUGCAGAGUACUCACCGCUCAAAUACACUGAGUGGCAUGGCAAACCAAGCAACCAGUACUUCACAGUUAAGGGAACCAGAAGUGUGUGUAGUAGAGAGUUCAUCUGACGAAGAGGUGAAUAAUUCAGCAACACAGCAACAGCAAACACUUGUUACAGCAGCUGCUGUACACAGGAUAAUGUCAGUUCAGAAAACUGUUGCUAGACAAGUGGGUCCAACAAUCAGAAAUGUUCGACCAGUGUUGCACAUUCCUGGGGGAGGGAAUCUUAUAGCUCGGUCUUCUGCUACCACUGUUGCCUCGCCAUUGAGGCAGCAGGCUGUUCGGUCAGUCCUGGUGUCUCCCGUGUCUUCUACAUUAAAUUCUAAUGUAAACACAAGGAUAUCUCAGAAUGUGGGAGCAUCAGAGACUUUGAUUAGACAUGGUUCAAUUGAGCCUACAGUGAGCUCAACAACUCUAGAACAGUUAAGGGAAUUUGAAUCUGUUCUUGAACAUGUGACCAACACAUCACAAAUGAAGGAAAGAAGUACAGUCCAACCUCAGCCACAGCAUACUGUACUCACCCAACAGCUGCUACUGACACAGGCAACAUCUUCAACAACAAACACUGGUAUGGAGUUCACAUCUUGUACUAGAAGUCAGUCUACACCCAGUACUUAUUCACAAGAUUUGUUUCCAGUAGCUUCAACAACAGGAGCAACAUCCAGGGUGAACGUAACUUAUGUGACACAAGCUUCAACAAUUCGAACAACAAGCAUUGUUCCUGCAGGUAGUGUUGCAGGAGUUAGUGUAACAGGAAAGAUGUCAUCUCCAGUCGUCGUAGUGACAAGUAACUGUCAGCCUGUAGCUUCACCUGCACUGAGUGUAACUUCACAAAGCUCUUCUAGUCCAUGUGUGACUCCUGCACCAUCUGCUACUUCCACUUCUUCUGGGAAGUCGCCUCCCAAAUCAUCAAAGUCCUCAAAGUCAAAAUCUGUGAAGUCUGGUACAGCAACAACCACUUCAAAAUCGUCACCUGUACCAAAGCCACAGCAGAAGCCCCAAGAAGAUGAGCAAACUGCUCAGAGGAUUUAUGCAAUUUUAGAUGAAUAUGCAGAGCAGCUGCGCAAUUCCCCUGACCUCAACAAUAAACCAGCUCCUCGUCGCCGUUCUAACCCUCCUACAAAUGCAAAUCAGUCUUCUAAAAGAAAGAAAUCUGCACAAACAAAGGUGAAACUUUUAGGGCAGCAGUCUUCCUCAGCAGCCCAAGAAAUGAGUCCUGGAGCAGAUGAUCCUCGAACUAUGGGAAGUGAAGACAGUUCAAGUGGAAUUACUCAGUUGUCCCAUAUUCAGGAUUCUCCCGCCCCAUCUUCGCAGAAUCCAGACGAACCUCUAAGUUUGAGAGCCACUCCAUCCGUGGAAAUGAGCACUGAGACAGGGAAUCUGAGGAGCAUGGUGUCAGAUUCAGGUGAAUUGCAGGAUGUUUCAAAGCAGCAGGAUCAGCAGUCACAAGAACAGAGUUCUCAUUCUCACGAGCAGGAACAAUCUGAUGGGCAGCAGUCACCAGUGACAUUGCACCAGACAACACAGCAUGGACUCAUAUUCACAGACGGGAGUGGCAUCCAGGGGAGGACAGUGAUAGUGCAGGACAGUGUACCCAGUUCUGUGGAUGCAACAGGUGUUGGAAAACCUAUCGUGGCAGGAAACUCUGCCACAGUGCCAACAUUAUUUGCAGGGGUGCGUCAGGUGAUUGUACCUGUGGCUCCAGGCUUAACAGCACGGCCUGUGGUAGUUUCAUCCAAAGGUUCAAAAGUUAUACGUGUUCAUCAAGUGACAGUCCCUGGUGGAUCACUGCAGAUGACACCAGGAAUGAGUACGAUGCAGGGGACUGCAUUGGUAGUGCGACAAAUCAAUAAAUCUGGAAUUGCAGCUCCAGUUUCUGUUCUUGGUCAGCCUGCUACAGUGAAACAGGUGAAAUUGCCUGUAGGUAGUAUAUCUUCACAGGCAUUAUCAGGUGUUACUGCUCAACCCCCAGUAGUAUUACCUCCAGGAAGUCAUCACCUCUCUGGUCAGGUUGGCAGUGUAGUUACUUCGACAAUAGCUCAAGCACUUUCCUUUCCAGAAUCAGGCUUAGAAAAUGUUUUGCAGGAUAGUACAAUAAGAACAGAAUCUUCGAGUAUCAUUAGUUCUGGCGAAACAUUACUUUUGAAUGCUGCUACGACUUCACAGGCAAUUGGUUUGAUUCGAAGGGGAAUACCCACGUCGUUUCAUGAUAGAAUUUCUACACCUGUAGGUGGUAUCAUGUCAACCAGUACAUCAGCCACUGUACCAACAUCAGUUACAGUAGAUAGGUUAACAUAUCCAAGUGUCAGACAAGUUUCUUCGGUUAGUCUUGAGUCAAAUAUUGUUGCCUUGAAUUCAUCAAAUUCUAGCAUCAUCUCAUCAAACUUGAUUGAACAGUUAACCACUAACAACGAAUCUUCCCAGGCAUGUGAUCAUGAGCUACCAGUGGAAACAGUUUCUGAGUGUAGAAUAGAAACUAAUCCUAUGACUCAGUCUCAUGCAACAAGUGUGCAGUGUCUUGGUGUUGACUUUGUGACACAGCAUUCCCUCAGAAAUACAAAUUUCCCUAACAGACUUGUGAAAGAUGCAGGAAAUGAUGUACAACCUAUAGCAAAAUCUGGUACAGAAAAUUGCGCCAUUCCCUCAGAGAGUGCGGAAAGUAGGGGUGAUCAUGUGUCAGUUACCACUUCCUGUGCCAAGCUUGAAUCCAGGAAGUCGGAUGGAAGUUCUGCUGGAAGGAUAGAACCUAGGUUGGAGGUGGAAUCAGUGAAGAUUUCUGAUUCUUUAGAUCAGUGUGGUCCCAAUCAGCAUUCAGAUCCUUUAUGUGCAACUUCUCCGUCUAAGCUUCAUCAGGCAGCAAACUCAGCUGAUCAACAUGAAGAUGCAGCAUUGCAUCAGACUGCAGGAACUAAUACUUUAUGUACAAGUGCUCUGAAUGAGGAGUUAUUUCUGCAAGAUGGAACUGCAGGAUCUUCACAAGAAGUUACCAUGUGCAUGGGGACGAGCAGUCAGGAGGGUACAGUGUUGUCCAGGUCUUCCCAUCUCCACUUACUGGAGAAUGGCCUACAAAAAGCCAAGGAGGGGAACAUGCCUGAUAACUGUGACAGCAGUAGCAGCAGCAGCAGUAGCAGCAGUGGUGGAGGCAGUAGCAGCAGCAGUAGCAGCAACAGCAGCUCCUCUAGUGAUGUGUUAAAUGUGGCAGAAGGCUGCAGCAAUGUGCCUGGCAGUUGCAGACGAGAAAGUGGUCCAGUCUCUCAGGUCUCUGGUAUGGAGAGCACAAGUCAGAUGGUGCCAAAGUCAGGAUGCAGAACGAACACAACACAGACUCAUGAGUUUUCAGCUAGAACAGGGAGUGGAACAGAAGCGGGAGCAUACUAUGUUCCAUCCAAAUCAUCACAUCGUUUGGAGUACAUCAAUGACAUGGCAUAUCGUUCAUCAACAAAGAUGACGUCAGAGAGCCAAGAUUCUCCUUGGCGUUACAUGCCUGUGGUGAAGCGAGUACGGGUAGCCAUUCAACCAGCAGUUGUACAGAAGGAUGAAUCAUACAUGGCCACAGAACAGGUGGGAAGUGCUUUGCAUCUAGCAGACAGGGAUGGUGCUUCUGAGAUUGAGGAUGGUUCACAAGAUAGACGCUCAUUCUUGUCAGAUGUCAAGUUUCUGCCUGUUGGCAGGAAAGCAGGUAUAGCUGCAAACUCUCAUGUUCACCCAAAUACAGUUCACACAUAUCGUAAGCUAGAGAGUGAAGCAGAAGAAAAACGCCGAGUAGAAAAAGUGGAACGUAUAAUAAUGCACCAGAAAAUGGCUAGACUUGAGAGGGAACUGAGGUUGCAGAAAAGCUUGUCAGAAGAAUGUGAAGAUUUGGGUGUGGAUGAACCCAGCACCAGUGAACUGUUCCCAGAAGCUGAUCUUCUGCUCGAUCCAAGUUCAUCACCUAGCUUUGAACAAACAAUACAAGAUGCUCCCUGUGGUCAAACUGUGGAAACUGCAGAACCAUACUCGGGCUCAAACUUCAGACAUGAAUAUUCAUCAAGUAGCCAGGAAGGAUCACAUCAUGAAGACCCUUGUGUGGAUAAUCAGGUCACUGAUGAUUCAGAGAGUAGACGUGAAACCAGGACUUUUGGGUCUAAAAAGUCAUACAGUGAUUGGAAAUAUCGUUCGGCAGGUAAAUUGCGGAGCAAAUGUAACACCCCUGUUAACCUUUUGCGACGUGAGAAGUCGAGUGCUGUGGUAAAUGUGAUGAAAGAUAAUUCACCAGGUCAAAGCUGUCAUCUAAAUAAUGACUCCAAGAACAUAUCACAGUGCAGCUCUUCUGUGGAAGAAUCAUUGAAUGGAAGUUCAAAAUGUGAUGCCAGUGAUGGGGUUGCUACUAGUCUAGUCCUUGGUUCAUCCAGUGAGCACACAGUAGAGCCUGCAUCUGGCAAAUGUAAUAGAAAUGAAAGAUCAUUACCUGGUGACCAGAGGAUUUCAUUGCCUGAGAAAAGUAUUUUAGCAAAAACCCUGAUUAGUGUUACACCAAGAACAGCAUCAGCACACUUAGGCAGUGAAUUAGAAGAGAUGCAGGAUAAAGGUCCCAAGCAGGUACUACCAGGGACUCUAACCAUUCCAUGUGAAUCAAAUGUUGAACCCAAAGUAGACUUACCUGUUACUAGUUCAUCAAGUGAAGACAGUGUAACACUCGAUUCUUUUGCCACUAGCAUGGUAGCUUCCUCAUUGGAUGUAACCAUUCCUUCUCCAGUUCCUGCAGCAUUAUCUUUGAUGCCAUCUGCCCAUCUUCUAGAAACAUCAGAUACAAGAAACCCAUUACCCACACUUACUGCAGCUCAGAAAUUUACUUACACAUAUGCUAAGAAGCUUCCUUCUAGUCGGCAAGAUGUUGGCCGAGUCAUUAAACGAACACGACGACCCAAUCAGUAUUUUAAUGACCAUGUAGAUUCCCAAGAGACUUGGGACUCUUCAAGUUCCCAGGAUAAAAUUGGCGCAGAUGAUGAAGAUUCUGAUGAAAUGAGUCCUUCUUCUCAGAUGUCUUCUCAACUGGAUGAUGGGGCAAAUACUGAUGUGGACGUGGUUGAGGUCAGUAAUGAUGAAUCAUCAUCUUCAGCAGUUGCGUGUGUUCAGUCUUCAGCAUUCCCUUUGCUUCGUACUGUUCUCAACAAAGUUCCAGUUUCAGAUCCUCAGAACAUUGAUGGCACCUUGAAAUUGUCUAGCACAAAUGGCAUGGAUUCAAUCGAUAGGAAAAGUCCAACAAAUUCAGAAAAAAUACUUUCAAGCAAAAAGAAUCGGCCAGACAAGAGAUUUUUCACUGACACUGGAACAGACAGUGAUUUCAUAGGAUCUAAUGCAAAGAGUGCGAGAAUCAGAGAACACAGGUUUGAUCAGAGUGGUUUGUUACACGAUAAGAAGAUUAAGGGCAUCCCUUCUCUCUCCAAAGUAAAUGUGCCAACAAAGGAGUCAACAGUUGCGUCCCCGUCUGUUGACAGUAGUUACAAAAAGCAACAUGGAUUAUGUUCAAAACAGCAGGGAAGGGGAGAUACUUGUGAAGCUACAAGUGUAGAUCCCUCUGAUCUUCAGCUUACACCUGCUUCCAUGACAGAAAUUGAUAUGAUGCCCACCCCAGAUGGGGAAGAUCUUGUUUCUAAGGUAUGUUUGGAAGGUAAAAAUGAGUGUCCCAGUGGAGGAACAUGUGAAACACAUCUGAAACCCACAAGAUCUUCAAGAAGACGUGGUCAUAUCAAGAAAUGCCAGUGUUGCAAUGGAUCGCCAGAACGACCAAAAAAGAAGAAACAUAUUGUGAAGGUUGAAAAACUGAUCAAGAAAGGACAACCUCCUAAGCAGAUUGGCAAAAUGAGUGUUACAAAGAAAAGGUAGUGGUUUUCAGUCGUUGUGUUUAAGUUUUAGAUGCCAGUGCAUAUUUUAGUGCAAACUUAAAUGCACAUAAUGCAGCAAGUGCUGCUUGAAAAUUGCCAAAGUUUUGUGACAGUUUCACAGUGGACAGUUUACUGUAUGAUGAAUUAUAUGGUUUAGUACCUCAGUUAAAAUCUAGUCAAAACAGUCAAUUUCAGCUGAGGUACAGAUUAACUUCACUUUAGUACAAAAAUGUAUAUGUACAUAUAUAUGCGUGUGUAUAUAUACACAUACAUACAUACAUACAUGUAUGUGUGUGCAUAUGCAUACACACAUGUAAACAUAUAAAAUGUAGUAAAACAUUGUGUGGAUCACAGUCCCCUGUAAUAAAAUGAUUCAGUCUUUCAAUAAGCAUUUUAUUGUGUAAAAUAAGGUAUUGAAACUGACUACUAGUCCAGUAAAGUAAAAAUUUUAAGAGUUCUUGUGGUAGUUUAAUAUUCAAAGAACAGUGUCACUUAAAUAGCUUGCUCCUGACC
Molecule: messenger RNA, 11713 nt
Organism: Cryptotermes secundus
Lineage: Eukaryota; Metazoa; Arthropoda; Insecta; Blattodea; Kalotermitidae
Product: serine-rich adhesin for platelets
Exons: 10
Coding region: 393-11201 (3602 amino acids)
Source: RefSeq, a predicted model, not a curated record